GCACUUGAAAAUGCUCCUAAAAUGGGGACACGAUUACGUGAAAAUGAUGCUAAGGAGACACGAUUACGUGAAAGAAUGGUGCAAUAUAUCGAAUCACUCCAGGAGCGUAUUGUGAAAGAAAUUGAAUCUAUUGAUGAUAAAAAGUUUUUGAUUGAUCGUUGGGAACGCGAACAAGGUGGUUAUGGUAUUUCUUGUAUCCUACAGGAUGGCAAAGUUUUUGAAAAAGCUGGC
This is a messenger RNA of Racocetra fulgida, 231 nucleotides long. The record is from the annotation of a GenBank genome assembly. NCBI's taxonomy places the organism in Eukaryota, Fungi, Glomeromycota, Glomeromycetes, Diversisporales, Gigasporaceae.